Cylas formicarius (sweet potato weevil) is the source of this 1320-nucleotide messenger RNA. RefSeq lists its product as uncharacterized. The record is from RefSeq and is a predicted model, not a curated record. Lineage: Eukaryota; Metazoa; Arthropoda; Insecta; Coleoptera; Brentidae. Gene Ontology annotation, molecular function: transcription factor binding. Gene Ontology annotation, biological process: positive regulation of transcription by RNA polymerase II. The transcript has 7 exons. The coding region runs from base 266 to 1153 and encodes 295 amino acids.
GUGGGUUCGAUUCCCACAACCCUUCGGUGUUGUGUGCGUGAAAAAUUGUUAUCGGUUAAUUUUCCUCGGCGGAUGCCGGAAAAUGGGUGUAUAUCCGAAUUUAAGAUGAGCCAGCCCAAUUAAGCACAAAGAAGAAAAAUGCUGUGUCUAAUAAUUUAGAUACUGCUUUCAGUGGAACUCAUAAGUUCUCUGUUAUAUCUGUCCUUGGCGAUAUGCCAAGGGGAAAAAAUAGAAAGAAGAAGAAGAAGUAUUCUGUGGACUGUUCAUGGCGAUUGAACGUCCGAAAAAAAGAAGGCGCAAUAACAACCGGGCUGUGGGGUUUGGUUUACUGCAACAGACUGUUUCCUCAUCAGCUGCAUUAAUUUCAUCUAAUAACUCUUCGACUUUGAACUGCUCUCAGAGUAAGAAGCCUGAAAAGAAACAGAGCUCUUCAGUGCCGACCUUAAAAGUUGUUAAUCUGGAUUCUGAUGAAGAACAGAAUGCUGAUGUGUCCAAUUCCCAGGUGAGCAACAUUAAAAACAGACUUGAUAGUUUUUUUCAAGAAAUCGAAAGUAGUGAGGAUGAGUUUGAGAAAAUUCUUACAUUGACCCAAAAACCUGAAAACAAAAAAGAUGAUGACUUUUAUACUGUUCUUUCUGAUGGUGAUGAUAUUGAGGCUGGACCUUCUAUUCAAGCUGGUACUAAUGGUUUAAGUACUUUUGCUGAAAUGGCAACCAAAAGAGCAAAUGUGCCUUCUCAGAAAACAAAUGAAAAAAAUUCUGAUCUGUUUACCAUAGUGGAUGAUAUCCUAAAAGACUGUGAUAGUAGUGAUGUAAAUACAUCAAAACAAAAAAUGUCACCUACACAGCUUGCUCCAAAGAGCCUAGAAGAUAUGAAGAAAGAAAGUGAGCAAAUACUUGGGAAUGUGUCCUCCCUUCUCAACGACUUUAUUGCAUUGAAAAAGGCUGAAGAAGAGAAAAAAUCACCAGAAGGUCCAUCAUGUCCAAUUUGUCUGGAUCCUUUUGCGGCCGAUGUCCAAAUUAUGACUACAAUUUGUGGUCAUAUUUUUUGCAAACCCUGCAUAACCAAAGUGGCAAAGUCAAUUAAAAAAUGUCCGACAUGCCGAAAAUCGGUUAAUAUAAAAAAGAUCCACCCAAUUUAUAUGAAUAUUUAAGUAACCUUUUUCUAAUGAAUCUUAUAUGUUUAGCACUUUUAGCUUAGAUUUUGUUUGUUUUAUGCAACUGACCAGUGAAAAAUAACAGGUUGUACCCACAGCAUCAGAUAAAUUUUUAUUUUAAUUUGCGCUAAUAAAAUGUGAUGAACUUUCCUUACUUUUGUAUU